AUGAGUUUUAGUAUAUUGAUGACUAGUGAGAUGUCUUGUACAGUUCAUCCAUUCGGUUUGGAAGUGAUUCAUAUAAAUGGUCAAUUAAUUGUAGGUCAAUAUCCUCCCAUAUCUCAUAGAUCACCUCCAUCAUAUCCGCGCCAGGGUGACUGUACAUAUAGAUAUUACCAAAUAGACUUACUCUACACAUUCGAUUUGAAAUGUUGGCUCACGGUAAUGGGUCUUGGCGAUCUAUUUCAUUGGAACUCGACAUUCAGGUGUCCUACUUGCUUAGGUACUGGUUCAUCUGGAAAAGUGGAUCCUGACACUCAAGAGAAGAUCGACCAUUCUACAAUUGGGAAUGUUGCUGGAUUCUUUGAGCCACGUACUAGAGAGCUUAUGAGGAAGGAAGGACAGAGAGUCAAUAAUAAGCUAGAAAAGUCAAAAGCCAAAAACCCAAAGGUCGAAAUGAGGAGCUUCUCUGACAUCGAAGACUUCCUCAAGUGUACGGCUAAACUGACAUUGAUAACGGUCUCACCAGGUACACUCUUGCAUGGACAGCCUUAUACAUUCUAUGACCGAUUCAAACAGUCAGCUGUUAACUAUAUGGAAUAUAUAAAUAUCUUGAUUGAUAUUCUUAUUAAGACCUUGUCGAAUCAUUCUGUAUAUAAUAAUGAUAAGUUAGAAUUGCCACAACAACAAGAACAACAACAACAUGAACAACAACAAGAGCAACAAGAACAACUACAAGAGCAACAAGAACAACAAAAACAGCAUCUAUCAACCUCAUUUCCACCACCAAUAGUAAGAGAUGUCAGAGAAUCCAAAAGAAGAAAGAUGUUUGAUGAUAGAAUAGAAGAACUAAGACAAAUGAUACAGCAACAAUCAUCAACAUUAAUGCAACAAAAUGUAGAUGCUUUACAAAGAGUGCUUGAAGAACAAGAAAAACAACAACAACUAUCAGAAGAAGAUAGUGGUAACGUUAAUGAAAGUGAUCAUACUGCACUGAGACGUCAAUGGGAAGAGUUGAGAAAGAUAGAGAAAGAUAGACAGCGAAAUCAACAUUUCAAUAUGUCCAAUUUUGAUUUAAAUAGUUUAUUUGGAAUAGAGUCAAUUGAAGUUGCUCCAACAGAUUUCAACUGUAAACCAAAGUUUCUUUUAAAUCAAAGAGUAUCUGUAUUGUAUGGUGUUGACGAAGAUAUAGAUUGUGCUUAUUAUUAUUCUUGGUGGGAUGGUCACAUUAUAGAUUAUAAUAAGAAAGAUAAUACAUAUAGAGUUGCAUUCAAAGAUGAAGUAAUUGCUAACUAUUACAGUGUUGAUUAUAUUACAAGACAAAGUGCAACAGAAAGUAUUUCGAAUGAUAGAAUGGUAGAAGGUAGAUAUGUAUUGUAUACCUACAAAGCUGAUAAAACCCAUGUUUUCUGUGCUGUUAUAAACUCUAUAAUAACUAAGAAAAACAAAAAAACUCUAACAAUUAGACUAUUAAAAACUAAUGAAAUAAUUGAAAAUGUUAAUCCUGAUGCUUGUUAUGAGUUCUUUAUCGAAAAUCAUCAAGUCAAAGCAUUUUUUCCUUGA
Heterostelium album PN500 is the source of this 1554-nucleotide messenger RNA. RefSeq lists its product as uncharacterized. The coding region runs from base 1 to 1554 and encodes 517 amino acids. The transcript has 7 exons. The record is from RefSeq and is a predicted model, not a curated record. NCBI's taxonomy places the organism in Eukaryota, Evosea, Eumycetozoa, Acytosteliales, Acytosteliaceae.